This is a messenger RNA of Pochonia chlamydosporia 170, 2457 nucleotides long. Its product is annotated as kinesin family protein. Lineage: Eukaryota; Fungi; Ascomycota; Sordariomycetes; Hypocreales; Clavicipitaceae. The transcript is spliced from 4 exons. Bases 1 to 2457 code for a protein of 818 amino acids. Gene Ontology annotation, biological process: microtubule-based movement. Gene Ontology annotation, cellular component: microtubule; nucleus; kinesin complex. The record is from RefSeq and is a predicted model, not a curated record. Gene Ontology annotation, molecular function: microtubule motor activity; ATP hydrolysis activity; ATP binding.
AUGGAGCCGCCUGCGAGACCUUCGUCUCAUAACCUCUUUGAGGUCUACCUGCGUCUGCGUCCACCGCCACCCGGCGCAACGCAAACAGAUCGCAUCUUGAACGUCGAGUCGCCCGAAGACACGACCAAGUCGCAUCCGUCGCACAUUACUCUGAACCCACCGACUGAUAGACGGCGAGCGAUUGAAAAGUUUGCGUUUACGAGAGUGUUCGAGGAUGAUGCUUCUCAGCUGGAUGUUUUUCAUUGCACGGAGAUUGCGUCCCUGGCUGAGGGUGUUCUGGCGCCUCAGGGUGGUGAAGGGACGGAUGCUGUUGUUGCGACGCUUGGAGUGACGGGCUCCGGAAAGACACACACUAUCCUAGGGUCAAAGUCCCAGCGAGGCCUUACCCAACUCGCUCUCGACGUCCUCUUCCGAUCGAUCGGACCCAAUAUGCUGGAAUCAGCAUCACUUCCAUCAGUUAUCGAGUCUCUCCAGGCAUGCGAUCCGUCUGAAUCGAUUCUCUCAGCGGCAACGUACUUCCUCGAGUCAACGUUUGCUGAUCCAUCUGGCCACUCGCGAGCACCUUCACGAGCUGCGACUCCUAUGCUGGUACGACCGUCCGAGCCGUGUAUUUCUUUUGCUCAUCCUCACAACUUGGUACAUUUGACGUAUCGCAAUUCCAGUCUGGCAGUCCAGAUACCAGGAAGUUAUCCAGAGUCAGCGACGACAAGCCCGAAGAGUGUCAGGCUUGUCAGCGAAACCGAGCAGAAUCCCCCAGUGUCACUACCCAAGCGGGAGAAGAAGCAACAUCACUUCAUGUCCUCUACUGCAACUGCGCGUGUAAGAAAUGUAACUAAACAAGAAGUCAAGGGCGAUCACGGUGUCUUGUCUCCUGGACCAAGACGAAACCUAGCGAGACCGUCAGCGCUUCCUCAGAUACCCGACAUCAGCGGCAUCAACAUUUCCUGCGACCCUUCUUCAGAAUACGCCAUUGUUGUGUCCAUGUACGAGGUCCACAACGACAGAAUUUACGACCUUCUCACACCUGCUUCUAAAUCCGCCGCCACCAAAGAGUUCCGUCGCCGGCCUCUCCUCUUCAAGUCGACGGAGCUGUCACCUGAUCGAAAGGUUGUCGCUGGAUUGCGUAAAGUAGUUUGCGCCUCGUUCAAAGAUGCCAUCAUGGUGCUCGAAGCUGGCCUAUUGGAGCGCCGUGUUGCUGGUACCGGCAGCAACAGCGUUUCCAGCAGAAGUCAUGGUUUCUUCUGCUUCGAGGUCAAAAAGCGUGCCAGAAGCAGAAGACCUGGUCCUUGGGGUGGCAGCAAGCUCACUAUUGUUGAUCUGGCGGGCAGUGAGCGUGCUCGUGAGGCAAAGACUCAGGGUGCUACCCUAGUUGAGGCCGGUAAGAUCAAUGAGAGCUUGAUGUAUCUGGGACAGUGUCUGCAGACGCAGAGUGAGCUAUCGACUUCAACCAAGCCAAAUGUCGUUCCCUACCGUCAGUGUAAACUGACUGAACUACUCUUUUCUAACUCGUUCCCCUCCUCGUCGUCCUCAGCACAUCCUCAUGCUCCUCGUCGUAACCCGCAACGAGGUGUCAUGAUUGUAACUGCCGACCCCAGGGGUGAUUUCAACGCAACCUCUCAAAUCCUGAGAUAUAGUGCUCUCGCACGAGAAGUCACCGUUCCUCGCAUUCCAUCCAUCACGGCGACCAUUCUCGCCCAAGCACCGCCGACUGGAAACCCACGAUCAAUCAGUCCAGUUCAGCAACACCAGCGACACUUUGUGCCACCAGGAUCAUCCGGUUCAUACAGGAACCACACACCGCCUAUGAACGUCGACGAACGCGCGACUAUGGAGAUUGCCGCUUUGGAAAUCGCUAGGAUGAGUGAUGAAAUCGACCAACUUCGGGCAGAGGUUGACGAGCAAUUGGAAGCACGCAUAACUGCCGAAGCCCACUUGCUGAGCAUGGAAGAUCGCAUGCUAGAUCUUGAGGCGGCUAUUCGCGAUGACUGCGCCACAGAGUUUGAGCAGCGUCUCAUGCUGGAAUUGGCUCGUUUCAAGGCUUCAAUGACGCUGGAGCAAGAGCGGAACGACGAGCACUGGGACCGCAAGGUGGACAUUUUGGAGCGAGGUCUGGAUAACCUGGACGAGAGUGACGGCGACAAGGAGAACGUACUUGUGGAAGAUCUUACGCAAGAAGUCGAGCGUCUCCGAAGAGAAAACGCCAUCCUGAAGCGUGAAUUGGCAGGCCGCAGUCCCACCAAGCGCAAGCCCCUUGAAGAGAGAGAAGAUUUCUCACCGGCCACUGCUACCACUUCGAAGGAGGGUGUAGCUAACCUCGGGAAGAAGUUGGAGCGAAUGCGCGUUAGCACCGAUAGUUCGAGGGCAGCGAGCGGUGCGAGUACUGGGAAUGGAAGCCCGAAGAAGAUGAGGAAGCUGGGAAGCGCCAAGCGAUGGGAGGAGGCGAAAGAGGAGUUGUAG